AUGUCCAUCCCCGCAUCAACCCCCGUCCUCAUCGUGGGCGCCGGCCCCUCCGGCCUGAUCGCCGCCCUACAACUCGCAACAAAUAACGUUCCGUGCCUGCUCGUCGAACGCAAUGAGACGACGACAAAGUGGCCGAAGAUGGAUGUGACCAAUUGCCGCAGUAUGGAGAUUUUCAGAAGACUCGGCAUCGCAGAGGGGAUUAGGGAUGUUGGCGUCCCGGGACACUAUUCCCAUGACGUGAUUCUCAGUACGGGUCUUUCGGAGGGUGGGGAGGUGAUCUCUGAGUGGAAGCUUCGCUCGCCAGAUACCUGGCGGGCCGAAAUCCGAGCCCAAAAUGACGGAAGCAUGCCGCGCGAGCCCUGGCAGCGAUGCUCGCAGGCCGUUCUGGAGGCCUGGCUCAAGCCGCAGAUCCAGGCGAACCCAUCGAUCACCUCUGUAUUUGGCUGCAAAUUCGAGAGCCUGGUCGAGACUGAGGACGGAGUGGAGAGUAAACUGGUUACUACUGAUGAUGGAAAGGAACAUAUCGUCCGAUCUCAGUUUGUUAUUGGAUGCGAUGGUGCGGGAAGUAGGGUUCGGAGGAACGUUGGCAUUGAGCUCCAGGGAGGGCCUGUCCCAGGAGCAAUGUACCUUGUGCAUUUCAAGUCGCACGAUCUGGCACGUCUCCGUGUCCAAGGCCAAUUCUGGCACAUCUUCACGACACUAGGCGACAUAAUCAUAUCGCAGAAUGAAAAGGACACAUGGACCCUUCACCACUCUAUCCCCCUAGGCACAGACAUCUCGACCCUCGACCCCCGCGAAGCCGUCUACACGGCCCUCGGUGGCGAGACCAACAUCCCCUACCCGAUCGAGAUCGAUGAGAUCCUCGUCACCAGCGCCUGGAGACCCAACAUCUGCAUCGCAGAACGCUACGCAUCGAACCUCAAACGCGUCUUCCUCGCCGGGGACUCGGCACACCAGAAUAUCCCCACAGGCGGAUACGGGAUGAACACCGCUGUUGGGGAUAGCUUCGACAUAGGCUGGAAGCUCGCGGCUGUCGUGCAUGGACAUGGCGGAGCCCAUCUGCUUGAGUCGUACGAGCGCGAGAGACGACCCGUUGCAGUCCGGAAUAUCGAGCGCUCGGGCGUGCACUGGAGCGUGCACUCGGCGUAUAAGGAUUGGUGUGCAGCGCAGCCGGGAGUUGUCCUUGAGCGCUCGGAACGAGGGGCUGCUCUACGGGCAAAGAUCGCGGAGUGGUUCAGCUCGCAUGAUGCGGAGAACCUGGAUAUAGGGCUGGAGAUGGGUUAUCGGUACACUUCAUCUAACGUUGUCGUCAUUGAUGAGCCACGCGAGGAGGAGCCACCAUUUUACGAGCGCGAGUAUGUGCCAACAACAUGGCCUGGGGCGCGGGUGCCUCAUGUCUUCCUUAGGGAUGGGGUGACCAGUACCCAUGACCUACUCGGAACGGGGCCUGAGUAUACCCUUGUUGAUUUUACAUCGACUGGGUCUUACAUUGAGAGCUUCGCUCAUGAAGCAAAGACCCUCAAGAUCCCGUUCAAGCCUGUCCAUCUGCCGGAUGAAGACCACGUCCGUCGCAUCUGGGAAAGGGAUGCCGUCCUUGUCCGUCCUGAUGACCACGUAGCGUGGCGCUCGUCACUUUCUGAUAAAGGGCUGAAGGCGAGAGAAAUUUUGCAGGUCGCUGUUGGCCAGAGAGCCGUUGAGAGGUCAGAGACCCCAGCUGAAAGUGAGCAAGUCCAGCCCACCGCGUUCUCAUCGACGAUUGGGAAUGUCAGCAUGGAUGACGUGGAGAUGCGUGCAAAGUUUCAGUUGUAG
This is a messenger RNA of Aspergillus calidoustus, 1809 nucleotides long. Lineage: Eukaryota; Fungi; Ascomycota; Eurotiomycetes; Eurotiales; Aspergillaceae. The record is from the annotation of a GenBank genome assembly.